Australozyma saopauloensis is the source of this 1707-nucleotide messenger RNA. RefSeq names its product methionine--tRNA ligase (gene MSM1). Gene Ontology annotation, biological process: methionyl-tRNA aminoacylation. The record is from RefSeq and is a predicted model, not a curated record. NCBI's taxonomy places the organism in Eukaryota, Fungi, Ascomycota, Pichiomycetes, Serinales, Metschnikowiaceae. The transcript has a single exon. Bases 1 to 1707 code for a protein of 568 amino acids. Gene Ontology annotation, molecular function: ATP binding; methionine-tRNA ligase activity.
AUGCUACGAACACAACAAAAACUCCUCUCAUGCAGUGCAAGGUUACGGAAGCCAAUCUAUAUCACCACUCCAAUCUUUUAUGUUAAUGCGAAACCUCAUUUGGGCCAUAUCUACUCUAUGCUUUUGGCUGAUACCAGGAUCCGAUGGGAGCAAUUAACGCCAGGGAAAAAGACGUUUUUUCUUACGGGAACCGAUGAACAUGGGCUUAAAAUACAGGGUGUUGCUGAAAAAGAGGGGAUCUCUCCAAAGGAAUUGGUCGAUAGAGUUUCUCAGAACUUCAAAGUUUUGGCAGAAACAUAUAAUGUGAAGGAAGACCGAUUUAUCCGAACUACUGAUACGGAUCACGUAGAAGCAGUACAGUAUUUUUGGAAACUCAUGGAAUCCAAGAAUUUAAUCUACAAAAGUUCACAUAGUGGCUGGUACAGUGUGAGCGAUGAGGCUUUCUAUCCGGAAUCCCAAGUAAAAGAGAUUGUUGACGAAAAAACAGGCUUGACCAAGCGAGUGAGUAUUGAGACAAACAACGAGGUUUUUUUCCACGAGGAGGAGAAUUAUUUCUUUCGACUCUCUGCGUUCCAAGAUCGGAUUAUCGAACAUAUCCUGCUGAACAAAGACUUUGUAUUUCCACCACAGAAGUCAUCAGAACUCUUGAGGCUGUUGAAGGAUGAAAAACUCGAUGACUUAUCUGUUCUGCGUCCUUCUUCUCGACUCACUUGGGGAAUCGAAGUUCCGAAUGAUCCCUCUCAAAAGAUAUAUGUGUGGUUUGAUGCAUUAAUCAAUUACAUUACUGCUGCAGGUUACCCAAGACUUCCAAAAAAUCCCGAGUUAAACAUUUGGCCCGCACUGACCCAUAUUGUCGGUAAGGAUAUCAUCCGGUUUCACUGCAUCUACUGGCCAGCAUUCUUGAUGGCUGCUGAACUACCUUUGCCUCAACAAAUCCUAGUCCACUCUCAUUGGCUUAGCAAUGGUGUUAAAAUGAGUAAGUCUUUGGGAAAUGUUGUGGAUCCAAUAGACUUAUCUACCCAUUAUGGAGCUGACCCAUCCAGACUUUACCUCAUGGAACAAGCAAACAUCGCAACUGACUGUAGAUUCAGCGAGGAGGCAAUGUAUCAGCGUAGAGCUCUUCUUUUGAAUAAAUGGGCGAACAUUGGCUCAAGAAUCCAGGGUGGUAAGUUCCUGCUUACGCGUGCACUUGAGAAGAAAAGGUUAGGUGUAUUUGACAAUUUCGAACUGCUCUACUCAGAACAUGGAGUCCCAAAAAACAAAAAAGAAGUACUCCAGCUCGUGAAUAAAUUGACAGAAAGCGUCAACAAUUUGCAUUCGGAUAUGGAUGCUCACAUGGCUCGUUUUGGCCAGAUGUAUGCUACGCAACGUUGGUGGGAGACUGUGGAGCUUGGAAAUUUGUUGUUUGCGGCAGCGGAGCCUUGGGUCUAUAGUAAAACCUUGAAUGAUGAUACUAUUUCGGAGGUUGUUCGGCAAAAACAUGAGGAUAUUAUGGACUUUAUAGUCUAUGCGACAAGUGAGGUUGGCCGCGUCCUGUCAAUUUGUAUCUCUCCUUUCAUGCCUGAACUUUCUAAGAAUUUCUUAGACCACCUUGAUGUUGAGCAAGACAAACGUGACUCCAGGUUCUGCAAGUUUGGCGAGGACUCAUCCUAUGGACGGGAACUUGUUCCCGGCAAGCUCAUGGGUAAAGUAACAAAAAGACAUUAA